This is a messenger RNA of Acanthamoeba castellanii str. Neff, 2760 nucleotides long. Its product is annotated as PH domain containing protein. NCBI's taxonomy places the organism in Eukaryota, Discosea, Longamoebia, Acanthamoebidae. The coding region runs from base 1 to 2760 and encodes 919 amino acids. Gene Ontology annotation, biological process: regulation of GTPase activity; signal transduction. The transcript is spliced from 17 exons. Gene Ontology annotation, cellular component: cytoplasm. The record is from RefSeq and is a predicted model, not a curated record.
AUGAGGCGAACUACGAUCGCUGUGCACCAGGGCUGGCUCAAAAAGAAGGGCAAGAAGCGAUGGUUCAUCCUCCAGGCCAAUUCGCUCUAUUGGUUUGCCAAAGAACAAAAGGCGGUGACGUUCCAGCAUAGCUCGGUGAAGGGCUGCCUGGAGCUGAAGGGCUAUGCGGUGUCGGUGAGCGAGAAGAAGUCGCACACCUUCAUCGUGAGCAAUCUACGCGACAUGAACUACUACGAACUCACCGCCACGACCGAUGAGAGCAUGAACCAGUGGGUCGAGCACAUCCGCGCCUCCAUCCAGCAGGCCACCGACAACGAGGCCCUCGGCCGUUCCGGUGAUCAGCCCCUCGAGGGGAAGCGAGGCGUUCUCAUCAAGAAGGGCCAGGAGCGCCUCUUCGUGUUGAAGGUCGACAGUUUGAUGUGGUUCCUCUCCAAAACCGGCGCAGAAAAGAAAGCGAAGGGCAGCCUGCCGCUCAAGGACAUAACACUCAAGCGAGGAACAAAGGGCUACUCGUUUGUAUUGCAGCCCAAGGUGGGCAAGGCCUACACACUGUUCGGGGCCACCCAACUCGAAUGCGAUGAGUGGAUGGAGGCCAUCAGCCGCGCCAUCGAACGACUCAACUUCAACCAAACGACCGUCAAGAACGGUUGGCUGGAGAAGAAGGGCCAGAAGCGGUACUUUGUGAUCAAGAACGGGAAGCUGCUGUGGUUCAACAAGAUGCAGAAGGACGACGACGCCGAGGCCAACGGCUACCUGCUGCUCGACACCUGCAAGGUCUCGAUCCUCCCGCCCGCCAACGGCAAGUACUCGCUCCACAUCGUCGCCUCGGAGAGCGGCGCGGCCGCCGGCAAGGAGGGCGGCGGCGCGGGCGCGGGCGCGGGCGCCAAGGACAAGUCCAAGCGAGAGUACACCCUCACCGCCACCUCCGAGACCGAAUGCAGCGACUGGGCGGUGGCGAUGGUGAAUGCGGGGGCGACGGGGGACAUGCCGAGCCGCGCGGCGUCGUCCAGCCGUCGGUCGGUCAUGGCCGCGCCGUCGUCGACCGACCCCGUCGUGCGCCGGCCCGUCUCCGGCAUCCAGCUCUCCGACGGGGUCUUCGUGAGCCGCCCCGCGUCGAGCGGCGGCAGCGGCAGCGGCGGCGGCGGUGGCAUGGAGGGCUUCAUGGUGGCCGAGAAGAGCGGCUGGCUCGAGAAGAAGGGCAAGCGGCGGUGGUUCGUGCUGACCGCCGGCGAGUUCGCCUGGUACGACCAGCCCCGGCAGCACCAGAAGGGCGAGAAGCCCAACGGCUCGAUUCUGGCCAAGGACGCCUCGGUGGCCCAGAUCGGCGAGAUCGGAAACGGGUACUUUGUGUUUGCGAUUUAUUCGGCGACGGCGCGGGAGAGCGAGUACCUGCUGCAGGCGUCGUCGCUGACGGAGAUGGAGGACUGGGUGGUGGCCCUGGUCCUCGCCGGCGCCAACCCUGGAAAGGACCGGGCGACCUCGGUGUGCGAGGAGGGGUCGCCAUACUCGGCGCGGCCAGACAUUCUCCCCGAGAAUGACAAGAACGGAUGGAUGGAGAAGAAGGGGCGCAAGCGUUGGUUCGUGCUGCGCAACUCGCACCUCUACUGGUACAAGGCCGUGCAAGAGACGGAGGCGGGGCUGAAGGAGGCGACGGGGUCGCUCGAGCUGGAGAAGUGUACGGUGAAGAAGCUGGACGGGAAGCUCAAGGGCCGGUCGGCCCUCGUCAUCUCGAGCAGCGCCAAGGGCGAGUACCUGCUCCUCCACGAAGACGAAGCCGAGAUCGACUCCUGGGUCCGCCUCCUCAUCGACAAGGGUGGUGCGAGCAAGUAUAGGGCGGCGGUGGCGAGCGGCGGGCCGGCGUCGGGCAUGUGCAACUACUUUGGGAUCUCGCUCCAGCAGCUGCUGGCCAAGGAGAAGGGCGACGCCGCAGGCGGCAUCCCGAUCCUCGUGCGAAAGUGCGCCGAACACAUCCGCGCACACGGCAUGGAGGCGGAGGGCAUCUUCCGCGUGUCGGGGGAGCAGAUCGACAUCGUCGCGCUCAAGCAGGAGUUCGAGAGCGCGAGCGAUCCCAGCACCAUCACCUUUGCCGACAACAUCGACGUGCACGCGGUGAGCGGGCUGAUGAAGAUGUUCUUCCGUGAGCUCAAUCCGCCGCUGAUGACGUUCGACCUCUACAGCGACUUCAUGGCCGCCGCCGGCUGCGUCAUGUCCGACAUCAAGGCCCUCAUCGCCCAGCUUCCUGCCGAGAACAAGAUUCUGCUGGGGUAUCUCCUGCACUUCCUCUACGACGUCUCCCAACUCGGCGACCUCAACAAGAUGCGACCCAUGAACCUGGCCAUCGUCUUCUCGCCCAACCUCUUCCGCUCCAACAGAUCCGCCUUUGAGUUCAUGAUCGCCAACGCCCACGAGCUGAUGCCCGCGAUCGACUCGGCCGCCGACGACGUGACCGCGCCACCCGCGCUCCCCGCCCUCCCCGCCGGCCUCGCAUCGAAACCGCUUCCCGGCCUGGGCGCGCGGGGGUCGCCCGCCGCGCAGCUCUCGCCGCUGCUGCCGCCCAGCAGCGCCGGCGCCGCGAGCCGUGUCCUGCCGCCGGCUGUGGUGGCGAGCGCGCCUCAGUUCGGCAGCACGCUGUCGCCUCGCGUGCUCCCCGCGCCGCCGCAGCCGCUGCCCAUCGGCGGCCCCAUGCUCCAGUCGCCCGCGCUGCAGGCCAAGGUCUCGGCCGAGAUCUUGCAGCGCAUCAGCGCCGGCCCCGCCCAGUAG